Molecule: messenger RNA, 1826 nt
Organism: Epinephelus moara (kelp grouper)
Lineage: Eukaryota; Metazoa; Chordata; Actinopteri; Perciformes; Serranidae
Exons: 9
Coding region: 284-1006 (240 amino acids)
Source: RefSeq, a predicted model, not a curated record
UGCUACUAAGCUAACUUUAGCUUUGACAACAAGGACAAAGCGGCUGCCACAAACCGCUAACGUUACAUAUGCUAACGUUUAACGUAGCAGUGGAAUGAACCAACAAUGGACACCCAUAUCAAGUCAUCACAUGGAUUCUUCCAGCAGCUCCCGUCUGAACAGGAAAUCAGUGAUACCCUGACACGCAGUGACCAGAGCAGUUGUGAAACGUCCUGGAGGAGUUCCAGAUGGUCUGCCAAGAAGGUCCACCAUUGGUCCACCGUGACCAUAAUGCAACGAUCACAUGGACGAUCCACCCCAUGGACGCUUCACAGCGAUGCCCAUCCUUGGCUCCAUGCCCGAUGCCAGCAGACCUCGUGGGAACCACAGAAACGUUCCUCCGGACCCAGAGAGUGCCCCGAACCGCAACUCAAACCAGUUGCUGGACAUCCAGGAGCAAGGAUCUCUCAGUCGCUGCGUGAACUGCGGGAGAGCCGUCUGGAUCUCCGGAGGAACAGAGUCGCAUGCAGCAACACCAAAAGCAGCUUCAGAGGCAGACUCAGCAGGCCCAGGAGCUCCAGAGUCAGCUGCAGUUAAAGGGCGCCUGGAGGAAGAGAAUGAAGCACUAAUGAAAAGGAGUAUAAGCUGGAGUGGAGAGCUCAGGUGUAGCAGUAAUGACAGAAAAACGCUCUUUGCAGAGUGCAGCACGGGGCUGAUUGGCUGCAGAGAUGCACCCAGGUGGGGCACAAAUGUAAAGACCUGCAGGCUCAUCUGGGGCAGAGACCUACCUCGCUUAUACAGUGCCAGAAACACACACAGGACACCGGGAGCAGUAGGGAACAUGGGAGCUGGCGGGCCGCCACUCACGGAGAGUCGAUCAGUGUUUGGCUCAGAGGGGAGAGGACGGAUAGAGAAGGAGGUGAAGAGGCAGAACGAAGAACAGGUUUCUGAGCUACAGGUGCAGAAAGACCAGCCAAAGAUGCUGCUGCAGGAUGAGAGGCAAGAGCUGCAAAGAAAGGUUGCUUAGUCCAGCUUCACAGCUGGGCUGAGAAUGAUGAACAUGAAGAAGGAUCUGGGAUGUCUAUGGAAUAGCGAGCUGCAGGAGAAGUAGAGAAGCUGUCUGGCCUUCUGGAGGACGAAAGAAACCUCAGCGUGGUGGCCCAAAACCGCAGGACCUGGUAAAAGACAGAGACGAAGACUGUGACAAGGACAGACAAAAAGGAGACAGCAGCAACAGGGCGGGACCUUCAAUCUGGAUGAGAUGGCCUAGUCUACAGCAGUAAUGACGAGAGGGCUCGGGGUGAUUGCAGUCGUGGAGGGGAGGUGGUGGGGGGAGCUGGUGGCAGCGUGCCGUGCGGUCACCCCCUCAUCACAUCAGAUCACAGGGUUCUAAUUAACUUCAGCACCGCAUCAGACUGCAAUCAGCAGAACCACAGAGGAAAUGAGAUUUUUUUUUCUCCAUGGCGCUCAAAAGCGUGGCGUAAAAAUGCAUAUUAGCCUUGUGUUUUUAAUUAACAUUUUGUGCUUAGGAAGCAUGUUAACAGUAUCCCUUAAUGAGCUUUGUGGAAAACGAGCCACACAGAGGACAAAGGGCAACUUCCCCCGUGUUUGCUGAUGUGCUGUUCUUUAUUCUAAUACAAUGAGAUUAGUAAUCACUGUUUAACCCCUCAUUCAAUAUUGCCUCCACAUAAUCCCCACCCCUACCACUGUCUCGGUAGAAUCGGACAUUAGUUGUGAUAGAGUGAGGCCUUUAUUUAUUAGGGUGUUGAGUCGUGGAACGGAGAUCUGUCUAGAUUUGGACUUAGUUUACUGUGGGCAUUUGUUCCUGUUGGACUCCUCACCCAUUC